AUGCGUCGCCACCUAAAAGUAUUUCUGCUGCUUGCACUACUAGUCACUUAUGUGACGGCGAAGAAGAAAGAGGAGCAGGAGGAGUCCUCCGAAGAGAAGGAGGAAGAGGGUGAGAGAUAUCACAAGGAGGAGCAUAAGGAGAAAAAGCAUAAAGGCGAUAAAGGACACAAAGAGAAGAAGGAAUGGGAUGAGAAUGAGAAAAAGUAUCACGAAGUGGAGGACCAUGAGCAUAAAUAUGGUAAUAAAGGCGGCAAAAAGAAGAAAUACUACGAUGAGGAAGAGGAACACGGGGAGAAGAAGGAGGUUGGCGAGCACAAGAAGGGUGGCAAGCAUCAUCACAAAAAGAAGCAUAAGAAAGGGCAUAAAGAGUUGGAAUAUCACAAGAAAUUCAAUAAGGAUGAGUAUAAGAAGGAGAAGAAAUUCUACGAUGACGAACACAAAGCGGGACAUCACAAGAAGUAUGGCAAAGAUCAUAAGCACGAUGUAGAGGAGGAGGGUGGUCACAAGAAGGGCGAACAUUAUGAGUCUGGCAAAAAGAAGGGACAUAAAAAGCACAAGGAACACUAUCAAAAGGGACACAAGGAAGAGGAUGAGAAAAAAUAUAAGAAAAAGCAUAAGCACGGCGAACAUCAUGAGGAGCAUGAGGAAUAUGGUAAAAAGGGUGAAAAGAAAAGCAAACAUAAGGAGGGGCACAAAAAGGAGAGUAAAAAGGAGAAGGAGAAGAAAACAUUACGUACACCAAAAAUGACAGUUCGGAGUGGAUUUUGGUCCGGAGGAAUGAUCGGUCCGUACUUCUUUCGAAAUAAAACUGCUGGUAGCACCGUUACAAUGGAAAACCACAAGUGGAAGAAGUUGAUUUUAACAACAUGUGGUUCCAACAAGACGGGGCUACAUGUCACACAGCAUCUGCAACAAGCAAAUUAUUGCGAGAAAGGUUUGGAGAUCCGAUUAUUUCAAGAAAUUGUGACAUUGAGGGUACCCUUCACGUUCUCUGUAUCCAAGAAGUUGUGA
Ceratitis capitata (Mediterranean fruit fly) is the source of this 1011-nucleotide messenger RNA. RefSeq names its product glutamic acid-rich protein. NCBI's taxonomy places the organism in Eukaryota, Metazoa, Arthropoda, Insecta, Diptera, Tephritidae. The coding region runs from base 1 to 1011 and encodes 336 amino acids. The record is from RefSeq and is a predicted model, not a curated record. The transcript is spliced from 2 exons.